ACGGGCUGCCCCAGAUCCAGCAGAGGCCUUAAUUUUCUCUUUGAAUUCUGGAGCAAUCUGUUCUGUUUCCUGUAUGCACCUCAAAAAUCUUCACCGGGCUGCAUUUUCUCUCAGAUUUGAGUAAAAGAUUUAAAGCCAAGCUAAGGAAUCUAAAUUUUGAGGGGCUCUUGGCGAGAUCUCCAGCAUGUUGAAUUCUCCAAAGGCCUUUAAACCCAGAGCAGCGCUUUGGAGCGUUUAUAAGCGGUGAAAUGAACACAGCGCUGUGGCUUUCGGUGGCGUCAAUUUUGAGGGAGAGACUUGGCGGUGGUUACCUAAGGGAUGAGACUAACGGAAGCGAGCUGAACGAGGAAAACCAAGAGCCCAUUUUCGAGAUGGAAAGGCCAGCAGACUCAGCUGUGAUUUCACCACGCACGCCACAGACGAGUGCCAGUCCACCGUCUCCCCAUACUAGUAGUUCAAGAAAACAACCUAUGAGUGCAACACUAAGAGAACGACUAAGGAAAACAAGAUCUUCAUUUAAUUCCUGUUAUAGUGUGGUUAAACGUCUUAAAGUAGAGGAUGAAGAGAAUGAUCAGACCUUUUCAGAGAAACCAACAUCUUCAACAGAAGAAAACCACUUGGAAUUUCCAGAAAAUUUUAAACAUGUAGACACUGAACUUCAAGAAAGUACAUAUUUAAAAAAUACUUUCAAGGACAUCAAUGCAUAUGAAUCUAAAUCACUUGAUACUGGGUCAUGCAGUGAUCUCCAGAGUGAUUUGGUGAAUGAGAGUAUUUCCAAACAAGGAUUAAAUGAAGAAAAGGCAAAAUUGAUGAAACAGGUUCAGGAGAAAGAAGACCUUCUUCGGAGACUAAAAUUAGUCAAAAUGUAUAGAUCAAAGAAUGACCUGUCUCAGUUACAGUCCUUGAUAAAGAAGUGGAGAUGCUGUAGCCAGCUCUUGCUUUAUGAGUUGCAGUCAUCUAUCUCUGAAGAGAAUAAGAAGCUAAGUCUUACUCAAUUGAUAGAUUUUUAUGGGUUAGACGAUAAGCUGCUACACUAUAAUAGAAAUGAAGAGGAAUUUAUAGGUAUUUAAUUUAUUUUUCUCCAGAAUGUCUUUGCUGAUGACGAGUUAGCUUAAGGGGGCUUAUACAUUUAAGACUAAAUAAGACCAAUUAAGACUAAGAAUAAAAUAGAUCUGGAGCACAUUCUAGUUAUAAUCUUGUUCAUUCUUCAAUAAAAACAAUUCAUGAUAUUUUAUACAUUUAUUCAUGCAGAGCUAAUAUUUUUAUAAUGGUUAAGACUAAAAUAAAAUAAUUUGCUAUAAUUAAGAUGAGACUCUACCAAAAUUUCUUGAUAUGAAAGAGAAAAAAAUCUUAAUCAGUUCAAGUAUUUUUUAAAUGUUGAUUUGGCCUAUAUUUCCCCAGCAGCAUUUUCACAUUUGAACAAGAGCAGGAAAUGUUUUCAUCCGCAAUCGUUCAACUUCAGCCUGCAGUACUGAAAUCUGUUCAGCUUGUUCUUUUGAAAUAUGUGUUAACUUUUGUUGUUGCAUCAUGUUUUCAUAUCGUUCUUUGGCAAUCUUUUCACAAGUCAGUGUAGACCCUAUCCCAAAAGUGAAGAUGAAAAGGAUUGGUUGGGUUAUUAUCUAAACUUUGAAAAACUAAAAUAUCACUUAGAAUCAAUUAAACAUGGAAGAAAUAAAUGGUGGCAGGUUUAUAACAACAGUAUAGAUUUUAGGAAUCAUGAUUACUUUUAAAGAAACCUACAGUUGACUAAAGAAAAAAAGCUUACCCAUGGCUUGACAGAUGUCUUUUCUCUCUGAGAUAGCCACCAGCUCUUCUCGUAAGUUGCAACUUAGAUGAUAAUUUGCUACAUCUUUUUGAUUGCUGAACUUUUCCAGUUUUUUAAGUAGUUUUUUACAAUUUUCCACAUUCUUUUUGUGGGUCUGUAAUUUUUUCCCCAAAAAAUCCCACAAAAAUAAUUUUAAAAAUAUUAGUUAUUCUAGAGACAUUAUUCUUAAGUUUUUAAUUAUAAUAUAUUAUCUUCCUAUCCCUACUUCCUACCACAAUGCCUGCAUAAAGUAGGUACUUAAAUUAUUUGUCGAAAGAUAUAAUGAUAUAAUGGUCUCCUCUUAUCCAUAUUCCAAGACACCCAAUGAAUGUCUGAAACCAUGGAUAGUAUUGAACCCUAUAUAUACUAUGUUUUCCCUAUACAUAAAUACUUAUGAUAAAGUUUAAUUUACAAAUUAAGUACGGUGAGAUAAACAAUAAAAUAGAAAAAUUACGAUAUACUGUCAUAAAAGAUAAAUGAAUGUGGUCUCUCCUCUCUCAGCAUAUCUUAUUGAACUUAUUAUUUUUGAACCAUGGUUGACUGUAGGUAACUGAAAUUAUGCAAAGUGAGUAAGGGGGAGGCCGCUGUAUGUUAAUACCACAUUUUAGAAAAAAUCUUAUUUAUUUGAAAGAAGAUUAAAAAAUACAUAGCUUUUGUUUAUUUUAUAUUUACAAUCAAAACUGAGCAUUUGUUAAGUAGAUUGAAUAGUCUUUACAAUGCCAAGGAAAGACUAUCAAUACGUCUGUUACAUUACUCAUAAUCUGAUGCAAAAUAGGAAAUUCACAUAUGCUCACAUAACUCCCAAGAUACCUGUUAUUAUUUAUGAGUUAAUAUUUAAAAAGGUGCUUCAGUCUACCGCACUUGCUAUGGUUGCAAAGACACUAUUCAAGGACCUCUAUUUAUGUCCUUUAGGGCCAGUUUUCCCCAAAGGAUCAGGUGGGCCUUUCUCAACAAGCCUAGAGUAGGAUUUGACAUGAGAACUAGAGGUCGAUACAGGCCUUGUGAGUCUUGGGAAGUCUAUUACUGUUACUUAAGUAAUAUAGUUUGUUUUGAGUUGAGAGUAGUGAAGGUCCUGAAGGUUGAGGAGAAACACUGCCCUUGCCUGAGUCCUUUGCCCUUCCUGAAUUGAAGAAGAUAUCACAGCUCCCCCUUCUGUGGACUAGAAGAAUGUAGUUGGGGUGGGUGGGAUCUCAUUCAGUUCAGGUUUAUUGAUGGACCUGUCACCUCUGAGGAUUUCAUCUUUACUCUCAGAGUAGGAUGAGGUAACCCCUACCCCCUUGUCUGUCAUAUUCCUCUUUCCUCUCUUCUUGACAUGCUAGGUCCCUAAGUGCAGGAAAAUAUCCCAUUCCAUUAUUUCUAAUUCACAGCCAUGUAAAUUCUUCACACAUUUGUUAUUAAAAUGAUUUUUUUCUCUGCUCACCCAUCUAUUGAUCGUCCAGCCUGAGAAGAACCCAGAGUGUAGGAGGAUUUCCUCCUGUACCAAGACAUUCUGCAUAUCAAUAAGUGAUCAAGAUUUUGUUAGUUUCUAUUUGAAUUCACAAUUUGAAACACUACUUCUUUGUUCAAAUGAUUCACAACUUUUGAAAUUUAUAGUGUUCAAUAUCUUUGAGGCCUACCUUAUCUAAAACAGCAAUAGUUUGCUCCAUUAUUCCAAUCUGAAUGGCAAUCAGAGUCUCAUAGUUUGGUUCAUUUAGAUACUUAGGGAAAAAAAACACAAUAUGUUAAGGAUAUUUUCAUCUGGUGUCAAUAAUAACUUUAUCAAGAUUAUUUUAGCUUUGAAAGUUGCCAUUUUUCAAUAAAAACACCUAAGGCUGAUUUGACUUUUGUGCCGUGAUAUUUUCUUGUAUUAAGCUAUUGAUACACUAAUAAUUACAAAUGUCUAGAAUUUAUUUUCUCAUUCAUUUCUUCAACUUGCCAAAUUUUCAUUAAGUGUCUCAUUAGAGUCCUAUAUUAACAGAAUCCUAAUUAAAGAUAGUAAGAUACAAAGAUAGGCUGCUUGGCAUAGCCUUCAAGAAAGUGAAAAUGGAGAUAUGAUUAGUUGUCCAAAGUUAAAGUGAUGUGCAAAUUCAAAGAUGUUUUAAGAUGAGAUGUGGUUUCUCAGGAUUCAGAAAUCAAAAGACUUUAUGGAGGAAGUGGCAUUUAAAUUCAACUUUGAAAAACAGAAUUGGGGCCUCCCUGGUGGCGCAGCGGUUGAGC
Messenger RNA from Talpa occidentalis (Iberian mole), 4000 nucleotides. RefSeq names its product SWI5 dependent homologous recombination repair protein 1 (gene SFR1). Lineage: Eukaryota; Metazoa; Chordata; Mammalia; Eulipotyphla; Talpidae. The record is from RefSeq and is a predicted model, not a curated record. Gene Ontology annotation, cellular component: Swi5-Sfr1 complex. Bases 249 to 1070 code for a protein of 273 amino acids. The transcript is spliced from 5 exons. Gene Ontology annotation, biological process: double-strand break repair via homologous recombination; positive regulation of DNA-templated transcription.